AUGUCUGUUCCGAACACCUAUGGACUGAUCUUUGCCUGUACCUGUGGAGUGAUCCUGGGCAUUGGACUCUGUGCCAACCUGCUCGUCUUCUCCCUGUUUGCCAAGUACAACACCUUACGAAAGAACCGCCUCGACAUCCUCUUACUCAGCAUGACUCUGGCCGACUUCCUCACCCUGCUGCUCAUCCCCUUCACCCUGCACUCUGCUGUCAGCCACUCGUGGCCUCUGGGUGACGUCUCCUGCAAAGUGUACCAGUUCCUGCUGGCAUUUAGCCUGGCAGCCAGCACCUACUCACUGUGUGCUGUGUCCAUGGCCCGUGCCAUGAUCAUCACCAACCCGUACCAGCCGCCCACCAUGGACCUGGUCAUCCUCAUGUUUGUCCUGGUCUGGGCCCUCAGUUUCUUCAUCAGCCUGCCUCUGAGAAUGUUUGCCAACAAAGAGAGUAUCGGCCCAGACCUGGCAAACUUCACCUUCUGCCUUCCAACCAUUCAUGAGCACCACUACCAAGUGGUCCUCAGCCAGUUUGUCCUUUACUACUUUGUUCCAAUGCUGGUCAUUGCCUUCAACUAUGCCCGUCUGGCUCUUUUCCUCCACAAGAGUCCUGUAAUGUCAGUGUCCAGUGCCAGGAACACCCGCAGAGCCUCCGUCAUGGUGUUCUUGGCUGCUGCUACCUUCUCAGUGUGCUGGCUUCCUGGUUAUGUGCUGGAGCUGUGCGUGUACCUGGGGCUGUAUCGUCACGGACAGGCGUGGGAGAUGUUCUACUUUGUCUGCACUAUGCUCCAGUACCUGCAUCCCUGUGUCAACCCCGUCCUCUAUGUGCUGCUCUCUAAGCGCUAUCGCCACACGAGGGCAGCGUGGCUCUUCAGCUGUAACAGGAACAGAGUGCAGCCGCAGGUCGUCAGCAUCACCACAGACAGUUUUUAAAUUCAGCUCACCGGCUUAUGCGUCAUGUAGCCGGCGAGAGUUGGGGACACUUUUUGCUGUUAUGACAAAUUCUCAUGUUUUGAUGCUUAAUUUUACAAAUAUUUUCAUGUGAUAUGUCAUAGCUGAUUAUUUUCAUUAAAUCU
This is a messenger RNA of Solea solea (common sole), 1067 nucleotides long. Its product is annotated as galanin receptor 2a. The record is from RefSeq and is a predicted model, not a curated record. Gene Ontology annotation, cellular component: membrane. Gene Ontology annotation, biological process: G protein-coupled receptor signaling pathway. The coding region runs from base 1 to 924 and encodes 307 amino acids. The transcript has a single exon. Lineage: Eukaryota; Metazoa; Chordata; Actinopteri; Pleuronectiformes; Soleidae. Gene Ontology annotation, molecular function: G protein-coupled receptor activity.